Molecule: messenger RNA, 4010 nt
Organism: Lagopus leucura (white-tailed ptarmigan)
Lineage: Eukaryota; Metazoa; Chordata; Aves; Galliformes; Phasianidae
Product: suppressor of cytokine signaling 1-like
Exons: 5
Coding region: 2613-3251 (212 amino acids)
Biological process (GO): phosphatidylinositol phosphate biosynthetic process
Cellular component (GO): phosphatidylinositol 3-kinase complex
Molecular function (GO): 1-phosphatidylinositol-3-kinase regulator activity
Source: RefSeq, a predicted model, not a curated record
GUAAGGGAGCACAGGGGUGCUGUGGGCUGGGGCAGCCCCCCCGGCCUCUGUUUGCAGAGGGCUGAGUUAGGUUUCCAGAUGACAGCUUUGAAUACCAGCUGGCACCUCCGUCUGUAAUCCAGCUGGAAUGCCUCUGGAGCUGGUGGGCAGUCCGUGCAAUGGUAGAUUCCUUGCUGCUGUCACUAAUGCUGUGGUUGUGUUGCUGAGAAACAAACUGGAGAGGUUUCUUUCCUGGCUUCUCCUCUCUGUCCCUGCUGGAGUUUCAGUCUUCUUUCUUCUAUUCAGCAAGGUGUUCCCGUAGGGCAUCCAUUGGUCUCAAUCAGAGGCUGAUGCAGAACGGGGCUGCCCAUGCCUCAAAGCCCGUGGUGUGGUUCAAUGGGAGUGUGCGUGGUUGUAGGGGGCGGUGGGUUUUGUAAGCGAGGUGUUAAGUGUGUGUGAUGUUGGAGGCAUGGUGUGUUUGUUGCAAAGAAGGCAACUAAUUGUUACUUUAAUUACAUUCCUGCUGGUGUGUACUGAGAAGCAGGAACUGAACACAGGCAUGAUACCAGCUUACCUCCUGACACUGUCUGGCCUUCUGCUUGGCGUUCCUGCACGGCCUCCAGCCCCACUGAGGCACUCAUUAGCUGAGCGUUUUGCUGGCCUUGGCCUCAGUGCCUUUACCCAAGCAGGUCAGUGGUGCUUGGGGCAGCAGGACUCGGUGGCUUUGCAUUAGGGAAUGAGCAGUCAGAACGAGCCAGGUGAAGUUCAUUUCCCCCAUGACCAAGUGCAAGAUUUCAUGUUAAGAUGGAGAAGCGAGGUGUUGAAUGCCCUAUGUUUUAGCCCCUGGGAAUCUCAGGCUGGGCUCAGCAGUUAGCUAAUAGUACAGCAAUAUCGACUCAGCUUUAGUAAAAAGGCUAAAUGCUGGUUUCCGUGUUGUCUUUGGAGCCCUUAGAGCUGCCCCUUAUUUUCGUCCUCUUCAGUGGAGAAAUGAAAAGGCCUGUGUGCACUUCACAGGAAAUGAAUGUCUGAUACACGCUUGCAGGCUGCUCAUUUCCAAGAACUGCUCUCAAGGUGUGCCAGGUGGUGGCAUUGCAAUCACCUUCCCACCCUGAGUAUGGUCCGCUGCACCCCACUGACUUCCCACUGUUUCAGUUUUCCACAUCUCUUCUGAUCACUCCCUGCAGCCCUGCAGGGUGCUAGAACAGCCCAGACCAGUCAGUUCAGCCCAGCAUGAUUGGAAGAAGCCUCCCCAAACCAGUGCCCUGUUGGGCAGAGGUGGGCAGCAGCACAUCUGUGUCUCUCAGCUCCAGCAGGACAGCCUGAGCUGCAGCUUCGAAGCCAGACAUGCAUGCAGGCUGCCCUACCCUGGGGAAUACUUGGAGCACGUCGAACUAUCCCAUGGGUUUUCUCCACGUAAGAACCUUUCAGCCCGUAUCAGCAGAGCAUCACAUUGAAGCAGAAGGAAUGUCAUAGAAAAGUGCAUAAGAAACACAAAACCAAAGCAACAAAUCCACAGGGAGGUGGAAUUAUUUGUGGGUUUUGGGGUAUGCUCUCCAACCCCAACAUUAUCACAGGGGUUUGAUAAGACCAGUCCUUCUGAAAGAUCUGUAGAAGGGUUUCCAAAGCUCUGCAUGCACUCCAUCUAUAUGUGGAAACAGGAAAUGUCACAGCUAGUGUAGUGUUGUGCUGCCUUGUAGGAGAUAACAAACGUACAGAGUUUUUCAUAUUGCAUCCUGCUUGAAUGCUGGCUGUAUAGGGAAACAUGGUUUUGGUUUGGUGUGAGUUUGUGUGUGUCACAUUCUUUUUAUCUGCUUUUGGAAAACAGAGCCCUGUACCCAGUGUUGUGUAUUCCUUCGUGUCAGACACAGUGUCACUCUUGCACCAGGCUCUGAUUUAUGGUCAUGGCAUAAAAGAUAGCAGGAGCUGCAGUUUCCCCAUGGCCACACUGUGCUGGAGGAGUUGUGAUUGACAUUGGGAUGGUCCCGUGCACCCUUCUUGUACCAGAGGUUGCGAUGGGGAUUGGAUGCAUGCUUUCAGAUGGGUUGCUCUAACUGUUGUGCCUUCUGUUGAGUGCAAGCUUGAGCUUGCUAUUACAAAUCCUAAAGUUUUUUCCUGUUGCCAUGAUGUCUUCACAUUUGGUUUUUAUGGGUUCUGCUUCCUAAAGACAAUGACAGUGAUAAGGUCUUUGCAUUUGUCCUUAGGGCAUCUGUGAGUUGUCUGGUAGUUAAACACAUUGUGGCUUCGGUAGCAGCAGUAACAAUAAUGACACCAAUAAUGUGUUUGUUGCUAUCUGAAGUGCUGUAUAAAGCCUGCUACGGUCAUACAGGGUGAGGAGGGUUGAGGCAUAGCAACCAUCUCCAGAUUUGUUGCAUUUCACACCCAUAUUACAGCCAGCUAAAGGGCUCAGUCAUCUGUUUGAUGGGCAUCUCUUUCUUUCCAAAGGAUGGAUGCACUCUCUGGGAAAGCUCUGCAAAAACCCAGCAUUGCUGCAUCAAGGCUCCUGACUUGGGACCAGUUGCAGGCCUGAUAUCUAGCAGCUCUUCCCUAUGGACAGUAAAUUUCAGGAGGCUGGAGGCGACAGAGAAAGCAUGGUAAAUGCAGCGUCUCCCUGGGAUCCAUGGGCUCUUUGAGAGAUGAUCAGAGGGAGGCCAGAUGAUCUGCAAAACACACGCACCACUGUUGCUUGUCUGCAAAGGCAGCAUCGGAGCGUUCUCCCCAGCCCCGCACCGCCUGGCUUGCCCGAUCGCUUCCGGAUGUUUCGCAGUUGCGAGUGGGAGGUCCUGGAGCGAUCCCUCAACAUCCUCCAGGCCAGUGACUUCUACUGGGGCCCGCUGUCUGUUGGGGAGGCCCACGCCAAGCUGCAGCGGGAGCCCGUUGGCACCUACCUGGUGCGGGACAGCUCGCAGGGGAAUUGCUUGUUCAGCCUGAGCGUGCGGAUGCCGACUGGGCCCGUCAGCCUCCGCAUCUCUUUCCAAGAGGGUUAUUUCCGUCUGAAGAACUGGUUUUCGGACUGCGUGGUCCGGCUGCUGGAGCUGGUGGUGGCGGGGACCCGCAACAACCCCUUGCACUUUGAUGAGAUGGGGGGAACUCCUCUGGUCUUUUCCGAGCCCUUGUGCCGGAGCCGCCGGACUGUGCCCACGCUGCGAGAACUGUGCCAGCGGCGCCUGCCCGCUCCCACCGCUGCCAUGCGGACGUGCCCACGGGAGGCGGCGGUGUCACCCCUGGAUGGGAGAGUGGUCCCCAGCCCCUCUGCAGCUGGCACUAGGAGAUGAUGCCGGGUAUGUGGAGGCGAAGGGUUGCACACGGCCACGCUGGAGGGGCAGGGUGCCUGCACCCACUGGCUGCAAAAGCUGUGUCUUCAAACAUGCACAACAUGCCUGACCUUCCCCCAUAUGGCUGGGGUGAAGCCAAGCCUGAAGAACAGCUCUUCCCACCCCCAAGUCCUGCUGUUGGCUCCAUUCAUGACUAAUAAGCUUGAGAACAGGGCUAGCUGCCUGUCCUGCCAGGUCAGCCCCACUACCCAAAGUGCCUAAGCUAGUUUAUGCUGCCAGUGUGCCUUCGUGAAGCCAUACGGCCCCACAGUGCUGCAUCCUGGGUAUUGGUGGGCACGGGCCACAAGCUAACUGGAGGCCACAUGUUAACAGGAGACCACGUGUCUGUGCCUGAGCACAAAUGCAAAAUCUGCCCCUUCAGAGAUCAGCACUUUCGGGGAAAAAACAUUGCAGCCGUGUACAGUAUGUGCAGCUUGAGUGGCUUCUGCAUUGCUUUAUUUGAACAGGUUUUUGGGAGUGCAGAUGAGUUACUUUAUACUACGGGCAUCGUGCUCCUGAGAGGCAGGUCUGAGGUCGGUUCUGCCCUGCAGGGUGUGAGCAGACCCAGUCCAGAGCCUCUUGUCCUCAUCUGAUAGUAUGCUGCUGCCACCUAUGGGCUACAAAAAGGUGUUUUGUCUUGCCUCAAGAAGAGGCAAAGAAUUUUUUAUACAACUCCUAAAUUUUAAUAAACAUGUUUUUAUACUUAUUUUUAAAAGCCAA